CUUAAUCUUACGGAUGUGAGCUAAAUUGAGUGCUUUUGUCCGGGUGAAACCGACAACGACUUAAGUGAAAUGGUACACGGUACAGAGCGGCGGUGGGCGACCGAGACAGAGGCGGUGGGCGACGCUUGGGUUCUAUCGGUAAUCAUCCCUUUCGACGUCAGCCCUGUAAGUAGGCCCGAUCGGCAGACGCGUUGUCGUUGAAUAAGCUGCUUCCGCAUGAUUGAGCCAAUAACGGCGAUCGAUGCAGCUCGCAGCAACAGAGAAACGUUCUAGGAAAUGCUUUAUCGUUUUGUCAAAGACUCCUUUGGGCUUGGUUACGAAAUUUGGUACUUUUUACUUAACAAUCUUAGUAUGCAUAGAUAUUUUUCUUGCGCCGUUUAUCACAGUACAACAAGCAAUCUGAUAGCUGCAGCAUGUAGUUACGAUGAACGCUGCUGAACCAGAAAAUAUAGACCUGAAAAGGAGUGAAUUCUCCGAGAAACAUCAAAUCGGUGACCACUGGGAGCCCUCUGCCAAGGAUCUUUUGGAGCUAGAAGGUGCAACAACUGAUAGUGGUUCCGAGGACGAAAGUGCUUCUAGCGAAUCCAGCAGUGACGAUGUGUAUGAGGCGGAGAGCAACAUCCGGUGGUCCAAAAAGCGUUCGUUUGUCGAUCGAGGAGGCGGUGAUGCGGACGUCACUUAUGAUUCAGAUUGGAGUACGGACACGGUUAUUGUGGACCGACCGUCAAAAAAGGAACCACUUCCAGAGUCAAAAAGCGAAGCCGAACCCGAAGCUAGAGCAAUAACUCAGGAGAAACAAUCAACGGCGGACCUGCAACUGGAAUCUUUAUGCGAACAGAUGAAAGAAAUAAAAUUGGAGUACCAAGAUAACAGUACAAGUGUCCAGCGACCUGUUGAUCAGGCGACUAUUGGUAACAUUUUUAAGCGAUGCAUGGACAACAAUGACGAACUGGAUCGAGAAAAAGAGGAGGAAGCGAAUGCUAAAAAGCAAAAGAAACAAAUCGCCAACGAAAUCUUCCAGGCAUGGUUGCAGGAGGAGUACAGACGUUGCGACGGUGAACAUUUGUCUACUACCGAGCGUACGAUGCCUCGACCGGAAGAAAGUGUAUCCGACCACUAG
Anopheles darlingi is the source of this 1120-nucleotide messenger RNA. RefSeq lists its product as uncharacterized. NCBI's taxonomy places the organism in Eukaryota, Metazoa, Arthropoda, Insecta, Diptera, Culicidae. The transcript is spliced from 5 exons. The record is from RefSeq and is a predicted model, not a curated record. Bases 425 to 1120 code for a protein of 231 amino acids.